This is a messenger RNA of Phytophthora sojae, 498 nucleotides long. RefSeq lists its product as hypothetical. The annotation marks the transcript as partial. NCBI's taxonomy places the organism in Eukaryota, Oomycota, Peronosporomycetes, Peronosporales, Peronosporaceae. The transcript has a single exon. The record is from RefSeq and is a predicted model, not a curated record.
UUUGCAGCAAAGGAUAACGUCGCUCGUGAAGCUAUUUUGUCUGGUAUGCCCGCGCAGGAUGCUGAGAUGAUAUGCCAGGAAGACACGGCACAGGCGAUGUGGAACCGCUUCGUUGAUAAGCAGGCGAAGCGAGAGUACUCCAAUUACAUCAUCGCUCGUGCUGAGUUCUUCUCUAAUGUGUAUACAUCGGAGAAGAGCAUGGAUCAGUGGUUGCGCGAGAUGGAGUCGCUGCGCCAUCAGCUUCUACACUAUGGCAAGCGCGUGACUAAUGAUGACUAUGCGGAGACACUUUUGGGUCACGUCGCUCGUACCCAUCGCGGCGUGGUGCGGCAAUUCUCGAAGCAUUACAUUGUAUGGCGGGAUGGUGGGUCAGAUAGCCCGGUACCUACUGCUACCCAAGUAAUGAAUGCUCUACGCGCUGAAUCUGCACUGGACGAGAAAACAGGUGCUGAAGAGCAGAGGCCAGUGGGUGUUGCUGCGUGUGGUAAGCAGUCUACA